AUGCGGGUCCCGAGCCCGUCAAAUGCACCUGCAUUGUUCGACGCCUCACAACCUUGCUUCCCCCUUUUCCCGCUCCCGCUUCUCGCUCCCGCGCCCCUCUCUCCCUUCUCGCUCUCCCUCUCCUCCGCUCUUUCCCCCUCCUCCCCAUCCAGCAUCCCCACCGUGUACCCCGUGUACUACGCGGGUCCCGAGUCCGUCAAGAUCGCCAACGGCCCCAUCCCCGCCAUGUACCCGGUCUACUACGCGGGUCCCGAGCCCGUCAAGAUCGCCAACGGCCCGUACCGCCGCCAGGACGACGGAUACGACGGCAAGUGGUGGUCGCGCGGCUACAACGGCCCCGUCGACGCGUGCGCGAAUCUCAUCAACCCCUGCGGCGGCGGCCGCUGCUACACGCUGCGCGGAAUCGCGCGCUGCGACUGCCGAGGGCUGGCGAACAUGGUGGAGGUGCUGUCCACGCCAACGGCUAAGUGCGUGCCGCGCUACCCGUGCACGAGCCGCGAGCUGUUCAACCCGUGCGGGAGUGGCGUGUGCCGGAAUCCCGGCGACGGGACGUACAUGUGCCAGUGCCCUGCGGGCUACGCCAUCGGCACAGCGUCAGACGGCACCAUCACGUGCGUGGGCGUGGGCACGACGGCAGCGGUGGGACAGACGUACACGACUGUGCCGGGCGACUCGUGCACCGUCAUCGCCAGCGCGUAUAAGACCUCCGUUGUCGCUCUCGCCGACCUCAACCCGUUCCUCGACUGCUCGCUCGCCUUCAUCGCCCCUGGCAUGGUGCUGCUCGUAUCCAACCCGUCCGCCAGCGCCAGCACGAGCACCAUGGUGUGCACAUCCACAUACACGGUGCAGAAUGGGGACACGUGUCAGACGCUCGCCAACACCUAUUUUAACGGCGAUGUGGCCACGCUGACCGCUGCAAACCCGCUCAUUUGCUCGACUGGCCGCGCGUCGCUACUGCCGCUGCAGCAGAUCUGCAUCGCCACAACCUCGGCCACCCCCCAGAUCACCGUGCCGCAGUGCGGUCAAACGUACACGUCAGUGGUUGGGGACACGUGCGACGUGAUCGCCACCAAAUACAACAUCGCGCUCAGCACUUUCAUGAGCCUCAACCCGGCGCUGUCCUGUGACACUGACCUCAAGAUCGGAGUCUACCUCUGCGUUGCACCCAAGACCCCCCUGACCACAGUCAACUGCACAUCAUGGUACACGGUGCUGCAGGGCGACAACUGCCCCAACAUCUGGAACGCAGCCAACCUUACAGAACCCCUUUUCCUCGCCAUCAACCCCGGCAUCAGGUGCCAAGCCCCGUACCUGCAAGUCGGCCAGAAGGUCUGCAUCAAAUCGCCACUGCUCGCAACCCUUAUGGUUCAAACCAACACAAGCUACUCUAUUUACACCGUCCAAGAAGGGGACACGCUCGCUCUCAUCUCCUCCAAGUUUGUCACCCGCUGCACCACUGUCUCAGUCUCCCCUGUCAACAUCGCCGCCCAGAACAACAUCCUCGAGACCUCGCCUCUCUUUGUCAACCAGACGCUGAUCAUUCCCUGCGACUCCCGCGUCGGGAUUCUUGACUGCGGGUGCGCCGAGUCCCUCCCGGUGUGCGGCGCGGAUUUCGUCACGUACCCGUCGUAUUGCGACGCGGUUUGCAACUACGCCAUGCCGGUGGUGCAAGACGGGCGGGGUCGCCUGCCAGACCUCAAGCAGCUGUUGGUCUCAGAGCCCCAGGAGGUGUACUUAUUCCAGCUAUAA
This is a messenger RNA of Closterium sp. Naga37s-1, 1749 nucleotides long. The record is from the annotation of a GenBank genome assembly. NCBI's taxonomy places the organism in Eukaryota, Viridiplantae, Streptophyta, Zygnematophyceae, Desmidiales, Closteriaceae.